Molecule: messenger RNA, 1118 nt
Organism: Brassica napus (rape)
Lineage: Eukaryota; Viridiplantae; Streptophyta; Magnoliopsida; Brassicales; Brassicaceae
Exons: 5
Coding region: 509-1012 (167 amino acids)
Source: RefSeq, a predicted model, not a curated record
UCCCUUAUCUCUUCUUCCUGACUUGUGUUAGUGCCUUCUCCAUUAUUUAUUUUCCCUUCUCCCCCAGCUCUGGGUGAUCUAUCAGAACCUUCAUUAUGCUUCUUCCUCUUUCCAUUCAGUUUGCAGACUUUAUCCGUGUGACCCCAUUUAUCACAGAAACUACACCUUGCUGGUAGCCAAGGGUAAUGAUAGACAAUCGUAAACUCUUUCCCUUCCUUAGAAAAAUCAAAAUCUCCCUUGGCAGCUCCUUCGAUUCAAUUUGUAGAUUACCAAACCGUUUAUAAACCAUAUCGAACCAAUCUUCUUUGUUGUAUUCGAUUUUGACGGGGAAAAAAGUAUGGUCAAAGUAAUACGAAAGAAGAUUAAACGUCACGGAGACGCUAUUUUGGAUUAUUAGAUUUCGAAGACGAACAUUCGUAAAAGGAUUCGAGUAUUUGCCUUAAUUGUGGAUUAUUUGUCAUCUUCAAGCCUUUACGAGAUCCAUCCAUCCAUCCAUCCAUCGUCCGCCAUGGAGGAUUCUUCCACGCCUACUGCUACGUCUUCGACUCAUUACUUCUCUAUUUUCACGAACUACCCUCUCAUCUCCGCCUUCACGGCAUUCGCCAUCGCUCAGUUCAUCAAACUCUUCACCUCCUGGUAUAGGGAAAGGAGAUGGGAUCUCAAACAGCUUCUUGGGUCUGGAGGAAUGCCUUCUUCUCAUUCAUCUACUGUUACCGCUCUCGCUGUUGCUAUUGGUUUGCAAGAGGGUUUUGGUGGAUCACAUUUUGCUAUUGCCUUGAUCUUGGCAUCUGUUGUUAUGUAUGAUGCUACCGGUGUAAGAUUGCAUGCGGGUCGCCAAGCUGAGGUUCUCAAUCAGAUUGUGUUCGAACUUCCUGCUCAACACCCACUGGCUGAAAGCAGACCAUUGCGCGAACUUCUCGGCCACACCCCUCCUCAGGUCGUUGCUGGUGGAAUGCUUGGAAGUGUCACAGCAGUCACUGGAUACUUGUUUACCAGGAUAGCUACUAGCUAACGUGAACCAACAAUCAUACCCACAACUCCUCUACCUAGUGAAACCCCUGAACAGUGAACAGAACCGAAAUACACUCUAGUAUAAAUAUUCUUAUUUUUUAAUGUUC